UUUCAUAAAGAAAAAGGCAUGGUUCACGUACUCCACUCUGAAUCGUCGCAUUAAACAGUUCAAAUACUGUUCCUCUGAUGCUACUACAACGCCAUGUGAGGUUAGCCCUCAAGCAACUAAACUCUCAGGGCAGGCCAUACAAAAUUGGAAUUUUUUAAGAUUGCUACCCCUCAUAAUUGGUGACCGAGUGAAAGAUGUGUCAGAUGAUGUGUGGCAGUUGACUCUGUUGCUGAAAGACAUUGUGGACAUGAUAUGUGCUCAGAAAAUCUCUGUAGCUCAGGUUGCAUAUCUUGAUGUUCUCAUUCAAGAAUAUUUAGAAUCAAGAAAAGCUCUCUUUCCAGAAAGUAACCUGAGGCCAAAGCAUCAUUAUUUACGUCAUUACCCUGCCCUGAUUCUGAAAUUUGGCCCUUUGAUCCGUCUGUGGACUAUGCGCUUCGAAAGUAAGCACAGCUAUUUCAAGAGGUGCGCACGGAAUCUAAAGAAUUUCAAAAACCUCUGUCUUACUCUCUCAGAAAGACAUCAGAUGUUGCAGGCUUAUCUUUCUGCAGGAUCAAUGGGUAAAGCUGUUCUGCAAGUUAAAGGUGGUUCUCCUUUUUACUCUGUACUGUACAGUAAAGCCAUUCAAGAUGCAGUCAGCCAAUUCGGCUUCAAUGAUGCCAACACAAAGGUCACUGUUGAAAUUCUAUAUAAGGGAACAUCAUACAAGAAAGGACAAUUCCUUGUCACAGGGAACAUUGACUCUGUGGAGUUUGGUGAACUCAUCCUUAUUUUGAUAAGAAAUGACACAGUUUAUUUUCUGGUGUCUGUGUAUAUGGCAGAGUUCCUUCCUCAGUACCAUCUGUACUCGGUUAGGAAAGACAAUGAAAAGAUGCACUGUGUGAACAUUAGUGACUUGAUAGAUUUCUAUCCAUUGCAUUCUUACAUGAAGGAUGGAUACCAAAUUGUUCCACUGAAACACAGUGUCUUGUCACACUAGUUAGUGUCCUGGGCUGUUAUUCUUGUGUUAAUUGACCGUUAUUCACUCUUUCAUAAUCAGGAAUGGAUGAUGCAGAGCAAAGCAACAUAUGCAGUGCCAUUACUAAGGUGUUGCCGGACCUCCCUACCUCAGUUCUAAAUACUGUAGAGGAGAUGCUACAGUCCUUGGGGGUGGAGACCACUGAGGAUUUUCAGUUCAUUCAGGAAAAGGAUCUUCUUUCAGUAUUGAGACCAAUUCAAGCAAGGAAAUUGGUAGCUGCCUGGCAACAACCUACACGGAGCACUGAAAUCCACAUCCAGUCACCAUUUACUUCUCCGGCUUCCUCGAUGCACUCCUCAUUCUCCUCUGACUCGCCAAAUUGGCAAAUACCUGCUGCUGAUUGGGUUGACAGCUUCAAGAUUCCAUGGGAGAAGUUUCCAGAAGCGUUGAUACAGUGCUUUGAGAGAAACAAAAGGCCAAGCCCACGAUUACGAAGAGAAAUGGUACGGAUUGUCAUUUCUGACAUGCUGAAAGCCUGUGCUUCACCCAGUAAACAAGCUUCCACAGAAGUAGCCAAAAGAAUUGUUGCAAAGUAUCCGCAGUCACUGCAAGAUGUCAUAGAAGGUGAUGUGGUGGGAACAGGAUAUCACUCACUGGCUAAGCAGUUACAAACCCGAAUCGAAAAUGUGAGACGGUCUUCAUCGCCAAAGAUGAUUAAGCGCAGACGAGGAUCAGAAGAGUAUGACACAGAUGAAGUCCCAGCCGAAAAAAGGGCAGCUGUUCAGGACACAUAUGGCUGUGUAAAGUGGGACAUGAAAUACAUGCCACUUGAUGAGACACUGGAAACACUGCAGGAAAAGAAGGACAAAAUGAAAGUGCUCAAUGAACAGACCAACUUCAGUCCAGAUGAUGUGAAAGUGCUUAUGAAGUGCACCUACUACACUCAACGUAAAGAGAUAAACAAGGGAACAGAUCUGCAGUCACUCGUGGAGGACUGGCCUUUUUUGUUUCAGGAGAUUGGCAUGACGGUCCACUUCCAAGAGCUCACUGGGGUAUCACUAAAGGAGACUUUUCUGAACAGCAUAGAGAAAAAAGGAAAACGUCUUUUGGACUUUAUAAAAAACAUCUGUGCAGCAAAGAGCAAACGGGUUCUGCAGGUCGUCACCAGGCUGGAAGUCCUGAGAGGACAGUUAGAGGGCUGUUCAGAAGAUGUGAAGGAUAUGGUGCUCCUCCUUCUAUCCUAUUUUGAUGAAAAAGAGCAGAGCCUCUUCCACUAUGUAGAAGCAACAUGUCUGGCUAAAGAAGUGGACGUGGAAAGCCUGCCUGUGACACCUUGCAUCAUUGUAUGUGGACCUACCUGCUAUACCUCAACGCGGUUCAUGCUGAGUGUAGACCGCAAGGUUGUGAAUGACCUCAUCCCCACCUUCAUCUCUGCCAUCUGUUUGAUGUUUGGGAGCUACUAUUGCCUCAAUAUCCACUACCCUAUGGAGCUGGGUUCUACGCUGGAGUUCCUUCAGAGGUGUUUCUUCAACAUCAAUCCAGAGAAGGGCACAAAAGUUGAGACCAAGAAAAACAAGAAGCAACUGUCAGUGAACCCAAGAGUCCUCACUCUCAUCGCAGAUCUCUCUGAUCAUGAGUGGAGAGACACAUGCUGAAGAUGGAGUUAACUGUUAAGACUGAACUUUUAUGCACUGUUCAGAUUCAAAUUGCAACAUGCUAUACACUUCAACAACACUGAAACAUUCUAAAAAACUUGCCAGUUUAUGCCAAUAUGUUAUAGAUGAGACGGUGUAUUGUUUCCACAGCAAUUAAUCUCUAUACUACUGUUCCAAUUGCUGGCUUUUCAACCUUUUUUAUUUCUGAAUAUAUUUGUUGUGUCUUCAGAUAUAAGUGAG
Messenger RNA from Acanthochromis polyacanthus (spiny chromis), 2850 nucleotides. RefSeq lists its product as uncharacterized. The coding region runs from base 1039 to 2610 and encodes 523 amino acids. NCBI's taxonomy places the organism in Eukaryota, Metazoa, Chordata, Actinopteri, Pomacentridae. The record is from RefSeq and is a predicted model, not a curated record. The transcript has 4 exons.